Molecule: messenger RNA, 405 nt
Organism: Phytophthora nicotianae INRA-310
Lineage: Eukaryota; Oomycota; Peronosporomycetes; Peronosporales; Peronosporaceae
Exons: 1
Coding region: 1-405 (134 amino acids)
Source: RefSeq, a predicted model, not a curated record
AUGAAGGUUUCUCUCGCUCGCAUGCAGAAGCUCGUCCAUGCACACGGAGUGGUGGGGCAACCUCAGGUACGUGUGCCGGUACCAGCCGGUCCAAGAGCCAAGGAAAACUUCAUCAUGGUGUCAUCGCGUGACCCCGAAAUCUACCCACUCGUGUUCUCAGUGUCGGUUGGUGUGGCAAUUGGCGCUCUGAGCCUCCUUCGCAACGGACUGUUCAACCCUGACGUGAACCUGAAUCGUGGCCGCCGUGAAACGCCAGCAUGGGAGCGCUACAAACCAGAGGAAGGGGAAGCCUUCUCGCGGAUCCAUCACCACUUGGCCAAUCUCAAGCCAAAUCCAGUCAACACUUUUCCAGAGGCUCGUAAGCUGCAUGAGAAGACCGAUGAAUCUUUCUUCAAGCACCUAUAA